Colletotrichum paranaense is the source of this 540-nucleotide messenger RNA. RefSeq lists its product as uncharacterized. Bases 1 to 540 code for a protein of 179 amino acids. NCBI's taxonomy places the organism in Eukaryota, Fungi, Ascomycota, Sordariomycetes, Glomerellales, Glomerellaceae. The record is from RefSeq and is a predicted model, not a curated record. The transcript has a single exon.
AUGCAUGAAGCAUGGAAGACGGGUCAAGAGCAAUACGAUCGGGAGAAGCCUAUGCUCAUCGAACAGGGAAAAUACGACCUGAUCAUCGAGGAUAGUGACGUCCAUCCAACUCCGAAGGAGAAGCGUCUAGCCAAAGCCGAGGCGGAUCACAAGUUUAUGGUCGAGUCUUCUAGAAAGGAGAGGGAGUUUCUGCGGCGGAUCGGCCAUCCAAUUUCAGCUGAACUUGAGGCCGAAUGUAAGGAUCAGCCACCUUCAGCUGAACUUGAGGCCGCUUGUGAGGAUCAGCCACUACCUGAGACGGGAUCAGAGGAUGAGCCAACUCCAAGACCUGACGAUCAUUCAAAAUGGAAGUCGCGCAAGAGAUCUAAGCUUGAUUCGAGUUCGCCAGACAGUAUUCGAGGUCAUUUCAAGAAUACUCGAGUUGGCAAAGAAGGCGAGGAGGACACCGAUGACGACGAGGAAGACGCCGAUGAUAAUGAGGGGGACACAGUUGUUGGCGAGUACACCGAUCACGGCGGUGAUUCCGAAUACGGUCUUUGA